CAGCCUCUGGGCACGCAUUGAGCGGCGCUUGCCGGCUUGAAAGACGCGGUUGGUGUGCAGCGCGAGGUGAUCGUUGGCAUCCGAGCCAGCUGCUCGAAGUCUCUGCGAUCCGUGGAACUAAUGUCAGCUCCUGUGACCGGUGAGGUGUGUCGGAACGCUUGCGGAUUCCGUGUGAUGGUGCGCGAGAGCUCCAACUGAGCAUGCAGCUUUGGACGGAGCUCGGUAGCUGAGACAGUGUGUGCCUGUUUCUGUGAUCGCUGUGCGCGUCUUCUUGUGGGCCUUCGUAUCGCGACGCCUCGAAGAACUGGUUUCCAGAGAGACGUGUGGAUUAGGAUAGCCUAGCUGCCGAUUGCUCAAGUGAGGAUAACCUGCGCACGAAGGAUGCCUGGGAGUGGCCGCCGCUGUUCCUCCUGACAACACUAGCGUCCCACAGCAGCAGCCAUGCGCCGCAACACGCGGCGUAUGCUGAAGCUGGCGCUGACGGCGCUGGCGUUGGUGCUGUGUACCACGCUGCUGUUCCGCAGUCUAGCGGGCAGCGGGAACCAGGUGCUGGACUAUGUGCCUCGUGGUGCUUCCUUCCUGCCCAGGGCUCCGCGGGAACCCAACGCUGCCGCAGAGGCGCAGCAUCUACGCGCCCCGCCUGGUGUAGCCAAUGAAAUACCGGCCGGUGGUGAAUUGGACGCUGACGGCAAGAAGGACUGGCACGACCUCGCCAUGAUCAAGCGUGACGCUGAGGCCAAGGGACCCGGCGAACAGGGCGCCGCCUUUUUCCUGCCUGCUGGUAUGGAUAAGAAGAAGGAUGAACUCUACAAGGUCAAUGGCUUCAACGCACUGGCCAGCGACUUUAUUGCCCUCAACAGGUCGCUACCUGACAUCCGGAAUCCUGGGUGCCAGAAGAAGCACUACGUGUCCAAGCUGCUGACGGUGAGCGUAAUAGUUCCAUUCCACAAUGAGCACUGGACUACCCUUUUGCGUACUGCCACUAGUGUGCUCAACCGGUCACCGCCGGAGCUCAUUAAGGAGAUCAUCCUGGCCGAUGACUACAGCAACAAAGAGCAGCUGAAGAAACCGCUGGAGGACUACAUCGCCAAGCACUGGAACAAGGUGCGCGUGGUGCGAGCGACGCGGCGGGAGGGCCUCAUCCGUGCUCGGCUGCUGGGCGCCCGGCAGGCGACGGGCGACGUGCUCAUCUUCCUCGACUCGCACACCGAGGCCAACGUCAACUGGCUGCCUCCGUUGCUGGAGCCCAUCGCCAAGGACUACCGCACCGUGGUGUGCCCCUUCAUCGACGUCAUCGACUACGAGACGUUCGCCUACCGCGCCCAGGACGAAGGCGCCCGGGGUUCCUUCGACUGGGAGCUCUACUACAAGAGGCUCCCGCUGCUCCCGGAGGACCUGGCCAACCCCACCGAGCCCUUCAAGAGCCCCGUGAUGGCCGGCGGUCUGUUCGCCAUCAGCCGUCGCUACUUCUGGGAGCUGGGCGGCUACGACGAAGGGCUGGACGUGUGGGGAGGCGAGCAGUACGAGCUGUCCUUCAAGAUCUGGCAGUGCGGCGGAACCAUGGUGGACGCGCCCUGCUCCCGGGUGGGGCACAUCUACCGCAAGUUCGCCCCGUUUCCCAACCCGGGCAUCGGGGACUUCGUCGGCCGAAACUACCGGCGCGUAGCCGAGGUGUGGAUGGACGAGUACAAGGAGUACCUGUACAUGCGGCGGCCUCACUACCGCAACCUGGAACCCGGUGACCUGACCGCUCAGAAGGAGCUCCGCAAGCGGCUCAACUGCAAGUCCUUCAAGUGGUUCAUGGAGAACGUGGCCUUCGAUCAGCCCUCCAAGUACCCGGCCAUCGAGCCGCCCGACUACGCGUGGGGAGAGAUCCGGCACGAGAAGAGCUCGCUGUGCAUCGACACUCAGUUCAAGGGUCAGAACGAGCGGUUCUCGCUGGAGAAGUGCAUCCGAGACCACCGGGACCAGUCGGGAGAGCAGCAGUUCGUGCUUACCUGGCACAAGGACAUCCGGCCACAGAAGCGCACUGUCUGCUUUGACGUUUCUAGCUCGGAGUCCAGGGCACCCGUGGUGCUGUGGAGCUGCCACGGAAUGCACGGGAACCAGCUCUUCAAGUAUGACACGACGACGAAGCAGAUCAGCCACCCCAUUACAGCUUCCUGCCUCGACUGCGACGCGGAACGGCGCGAGAUUUUCAUGAACUCGUGUGACCCGAACUCAGCAUCCCAACGCUGGCUCUUCGAGCACGUGAAUGAGACAGCGCUUACCAAUUGGUGAUCGCCGGAACAAUGCCGCUGUAUCUUUCCAUGCUUUCGGGAGCCAUACCCGUGACCUUGCACUUCACUCAUGACUCUGUUGGCCUAACCAUGGCAACGACUCUGGAUUGUCCAUCGUCUUGUGUGCGUGUCCCCGGGCCGUUUCACUGAGUGGCUUGAUCGGCUGUUUCGUGUUUAGACAGUCGGGCAUUGCGCUGAGACUUGAAACUGGGUGUUGUGAAUGUGAGAUAUUUUGCUCAGAGACAUUUUCAACAUGUGUGAUGCCGCGAAGAACUUUGUGCUGUCUUAAAUGGAGUGUCUCUAAAUGUAUUUGUUGUUUAUUUUUGUUUCCUUAAUGACUUGUUGGCAAAUUGAAGUGCAGAGUUUCGACAUAUUUUCCGUGUUUUACAAGGCAUGCACUUUUGGCAUGAGGAAGCCAAUGUUGUGUGGAACUGAACGCCUUAGAAUCCCAGUCAGGCCGCAUCGUUGUGUGAAGUAGAUGAAAGCAGCUGGAAAGAGAGCGAAGACUGGGUAGAAGACUUACUGUGUGUUAACCAGGCUCAAUGUGUGUUUUGUGUGCUUUUUUCUUCAAGACAAAAGACUGCUGUUUCCGGCAAAGCGAGGUAACUAGCACCCUGAAUGAAGACGUAAGCAUUUGUGCUUUGAGCCUGGUAUCUGAAGCUUGAUUGGGCGUAGUGGGAAGUGCAUCGAUGGACGCUUCUGGCCGGAAACCAGCAUUCCAGCUUCAUUCGACCUUCAUGCAUUUGGUUCUUCCUUGAGUCUUGCUGCAAAAGUGGUUGGUGCUUCUGCGACGUACUGUUCAGGUGCGGCAUUCAAGUACGCUGGUUUUUCGAACAGUGUUCAUUUCUGUGCCCGCUAGGACCGUCUGAACGUUUUCCCGUCGACAGCUUUGCCAUGGCAUCUAUCUGUACGUGUGAGACUGUGUUAGAUUGGAAAACUGCGCAUCUGCCGAGAGACUUGUUGAACUUCUUUAAUGACUUAGUGUGGACCUUCUGACCAUAUUUUUCUUACAAGCAAUACUUGUGUUCUUGUUCUGAAGUGUGUGUUUGUCUUAAGUGUUAAUUGCGUGUUUAGGAUGGUGUAUAAUAAGGCUACCGAGUCUUGUGCACCUUGUUUGUAAUAACCACUUUUUUUUUAAUUUUAGGUUAAUUUUUGCUAGAGCUGUGAACACAGGUCAGUGGUCUGACAAAACACCAUUAAAAUUCGGCCAUAAAUUUGUGUUUUGAAACAUUAAGAGGUUUCGUGAGGAGAAGUUAUUUUUGCUUUCGUUUAAUGCUACUUUCUUUUGGGCUAUUGGCUGUCGUUAUUGACACACCUUUAUCCGGCGCACUGGCUUUGUAAAAUGUUACAUUGACUACCAUCACUGCAUCAUCAGAGUCAACAUUUGUCGUGGAUACGCCGGCAGCAGCUGUGUCAUUUCGUUUUACUCCAGUAUUUAUUUUGGCCUUUUCAUAUCCUUUAAGGAUAAGUUUUUUUUUCAGCUUUAUGCAUACUUGUCUAAAACUUGCGUGUUCGUUGAGGAGCAAGAGAGCUCGUAAGAAACUUCAAAAAAGGGCACACCGAUGUGAUGGUAGUGAUGGGAUGAACCGCGCAUACGGCUGGUUUAUAGGUUCAGUCAAUGUCAAAAGGUUACAGACCACUAGGUCUACGAAAUGGUAGAAUUUCCCAGCAGCCUGCGAGUCCAUAUUCAGUAGAGCUGCGUAGUGCAUGUUGUUCGCGCGUUCUUAGUAAGCGCCCACAAUAUAAAUUGCUUUCUUACGUCCAGUUUCAGGGAUACCAUGAAAUAAAUCAUAAGCUUAAGGCUCUGGCCAUUUGCAUACCUUGGAAUGGCGUCGGUAGAAAUACAGAACUUUGGCUCGGAAACACAGCGAGCGAGUUCUCAAUGUCCUUUUCAGCCUGCGCACCUAUUCGUCACUCUGGUGUUGUGAAGGAUAGGAAACCGGUGAUGAGACCGUUGUGCCAAGUAUGUUGAAGCAGGCGGGCUCUUCAUAAACGCUCUCUUAAAUCUAAGAAAUAUAUGGCGGUAUUCUUUAUAAGUGCAAAACAUUAAAGUGGUUUCACCUGCUUGAUUGCUGCUAACGUGUUUCUUUGAGCUAGCCACUGCGAUUGCGCGAGCGCUCACGAAGACCGCAACAUAAAUAGGUGGGAUUGUGUAGCGGAUUGUCACUUACAAUCACUAGUUGUCGGUUGUUGCCCCAUCAUCCAUUUAAUUCCAGCUGGCUCAUGCAUCAGCAUUGAAAGGUGCUUUGUCUUAUGUGGUAGAGGAAAUAAAAGCCUCAUUUAUAA
Rhipicephalus microplus (southern cattle tick) is the source of this 4565-nucleotide messenger RNA. RefSeq names its product Polypeptide N-Acetylgalactosaminyltransferase 6 (gene Pgant6). Gene Ontology annotation, cellular component: Golgi apparatus. The record is from RefSeq and is a predicted model, not a curated record. Lineage: Eukaryota; Metazoa; Arthropoda; Arachnida; Ixodida; Ixodidae. Gene Ontology annotation, biological process: protein O-linked glycosylation. Gene Ontology annotation, molecular function: polypeptide N-acetylgalactosaminyltransferase activity.